AUGGGGGAUUUUGGUGUGGAUCUAGCGCCUGAGGCGGCAACAACUUCACUAGAAACACCAGAACUGCUCGUGUCCAGCGAGGAUAUUCAAGUUCUCGUGACGGGCUUUGGGCCUUUCAAGACAAACCCUCUUAAUCCCUCCUUCCUCAUCGCUUCAUGUCUACCGUCAACAAUAACAACGUCAUCCUCAUUGUCUCUGGUUCCUCGAAACAUUCGAAUACACGUCCAUCCAACUCCGAUCCGCGUGUCAUAUUCAGCGGUACGGAUAGCAGUUCCAUCUAUCCUUGAGUCGUUUAAACGUGCACACCAUGGAAAAUUGCCGGAUUUAAUCGUCCAUAUCGGCAUGGCGUCGACACGACAUUACUACUCUGCGGAAACUGCCGCGCACCGCGAUGGAUACCAGGUAACUGAUGUAGACGGACAAGUGGGCUACGAAGAUGGAGAACUGGUUUGGAAGCGGGAGGGCUUGCCUAAGAUUCUCCAGCCAGGUCCUGCUGCGACUGAGAUAUCUUGUAUCGCCUCACCCAGUACGCCUGCUGCGGCUACAGGGCUGUCGGAUUCGAAAUUUCCAAUUUCUGUCCAUCCUUUCCGGCCUGACUCGAAGCUGUUGGAGACCUGGCGAUCUUUCGCCCCGCCUGAAGCCGAUGUACGGAUAUCUGAAGACGCUGGGAGAUAUCUUUGUGAAUUUAUCUACUAUGCCAGCCUAGCAUACCUAUACAAAGAAGGUCUUGUGCGAAACGCGAUAUUCUUCCAUGUGCCUGGUUGGACCGAUGACGCGAGUGUAGAAAGCGGCAGAGACAUUCUUAUUGGUUUAAUCAAGGCUUUGGUUUCUUGCUGGAUCGAUCAAGAGCCGAAAUAA
Molecule: messenger RNA, 858 nt
Organism: Ophidiomyces ophidiicola
Lineage: Eukaryota; Fungi; Ascomycota; Eurotiomycetes; Onygenales; Onygenaceae
Exons: 2
Coding region: 1-858 (285 amino acids)
Biological process (GO): proteolysis
Source: RefSeq, a predicted model, not a curated record